This is a messenger RNA of Capsicum annuum, 1358 nucleotides long. RefSeq names its product GEM-like protein 1. The record is from RefSeq and is a predicted model, not a curated record. NCBI's taxonomy places the organism in Eukaryota, Viridiplantae, Streptophyta, Magnoliopsida, Solanales, Solanaceae. Bases 248 to 1036 code for a protein of 262 amino acids. The transcript is spliced from 2 exons.
UUGCUAGAUCUGUGCUGAAAGAAAAUAAAAUUGUCAACCGUAGACAAAUUGUGGUCAUCCACGUACACGUUAAUGUCAUCACCCUUCACCUUUGCAAUUACCAUCUUACCCUUGAUCAUUCCAUUGUUCCCUCUUUCUAUAUAGAAGGAAAGGAACAGAAAGAAAUUUCCCAAAAUUCAAAAUAUUCUUCCCAAUUUCUUAGUUUCAAAAAUCGAUUCAAUAGAAGCUUCUAGAUCUCUCAUUCACCAUGAAUCCAAACCCUAAUCCUAAUCCUAACCCAAACCCAAACCCUAAUCCUUCAUUAUCAGAUCAUUCUCAUUCUUCGGAUUACGCUCCAUAUCCAAAGCUUGAUCCAAACGACGUCGCUCCGGUAUCUGAUACCUGGACAAAUCCUCAAUCUCACUCAUCAUCUGGUGCAACUACUAUGCCUACGGAGUCUAAUCCCUAUGUUACUCCAGCGUCUGCUCAACAACAACCCGCUGGUUCUUCAGUUAAAGAUGUCCUUGGAAAGUGGGGAAAGAGGGCUGCUGAGGCAACUAACAAGGCACAGGAUCUUGCUGGGAAUAUGUGGCAGCACUUGAAAACAAGCCCCAGUAUGGCUGAUGCUGCUAUGGGAAGAAUUGCUCAUGCCGCAAAGGUCUUGGCAGAGGGUGGUUAUGAGAAAGUCUUCGCGAAAACAUUUGAGAUUCUCCCUGAGGAAAAACUUUUGAACUCAUAUCCAUGCUACUUAUCUACUUCUGCUGGUCCAGUCAUGGGAGUUCUGUAUUUGUCCUCUGCUAAGCUAGCAUUUUGUAGCGAUAAUCCUCUCUCAUACAAAGUUGGUGACAAGACAGAAUAUAGCUACUACAAGGUGGUUCUCCCACUAGAACAACUUAAAGCUGUUAAUCCAUCAACUAGCAAAAUCAAUCCAGCUGAGAAGUACAUCCAGAUUAUCUCGGUUGACAAUCAUGAGUUUUGGUUUAUGGGUUUUGUCAACUAUGAUAGUGCUGUCAAAAAACUUGCAAGCUGCGCUGCCAGUGGUGUGCCAAUUUCUUGAGUAUUUCAGAUGAGGUCCGUGGCAGUUGUGCUUGCUGUUAAUGUAGAUUAAAUCCUGUGAAAUAUGGCAAGUCUGGAUGGGUGAUUGUUGUGUGUGCGCUUGAGUUCGUCUUAUCGGUUCAGUAUCUUGUGUAUCACUCCCUCUUUUUCCUGGAUCCUGUUAUUAGCAUCUUUUAGUAUUUCUAAUUUUCUAUUAGUGGGUUCAAUUGCUAUUUAUACCAUAUGUUCUUGGUAAUUCACUACUGGAUUUGGUCAUUCAUAUAAUACAUAAUGUAUUGUAUAUCAUGGUUCCCACACGAGAUUGAAUGAAGUUAUUCUUCAUA